Messenger RNA from Corticium candelabrum, 1723 nucleotides. RefSeq names its product autocrine proliferation repressor protein A-like. The transcript is spliced from 15 exons. The record is from RefSeq and is a predicted model, not a curated record. Bases 6 to 1457 code for a protein of 483 amino acids. Lineage: Eukaryota; Metazoa; Porifera; Homoscleromorpha; Homosclerophorida; Plakinidae.
ACCACAUGCAGUUCGAAGGGUUUCUUGUAUUUGUAGCCACCUUUGUAGUCUCUACCGCCACUCCGUUGGACGACUAUGUGCAACGUGACGAUGGCGUGUUUAGUUACUCUGAGGUACGAGAGCCCUUUUGGGGAGACACAUCGACACUCUAUUUCGUCAAUAUGACGUCACAGCGGUGGCUGACAGAUAAAGAUUGCAGUCGGUCUGUAUGGUGGCAUUAUGUAGUGGUCACUGUACCGCAUGAGAUCAGCUACCCAGAACACGCUUAUGUUUAUGUUACUGGUGGCAGCAAUCAUGACGGUAUCCCCACUUUGAAAGACAGUGAGCUACUGGAAAUCUCGGCAUUGGCUGAUGACUUGAAACUCGUGACCGCAAUUUUAUACCAGAUUCCAAAUGCUCCAAUUAUCUUUUGGUCCGAUCCAGAGAAACGAGAAAGAACUGAGGAUGCUAUUAUUGCUUACACUUGGGCUCACUUUUCUGACUAUCCUAGCCAACCAGAUUGGCUUGCAAGGAUGCCUAUGACAAAGGCUGUAGUUGCUGCAAUGAACAUGACAGCAGAUAUAGCAGGAAAGAAGCGAAGUGAAUCACACAUAUCAAAGUUCUUUAUUGGUGGAGCAUCAAAGCGAGGGUGGACAACAUGGACAACAGCUGCUGUUGACAAUCGUGUAGUUGGAAUCACUCCAAUUGUGAUGGAUCUUCUCAACUUAGUUAAGAAUGUUCACCAUCAGUUUCGAGCACUUGGAAACUGGACAUUUGCUUUUGAAGACUACUAUGACACAAAUUUUACUUGCCAUCUGGAUGAUCCAAAUAUAAAGCUUCUAGCUGAUCUUGUUGAUCCUUUCUCAUACAGAGAUCGUCUGGUGAUGCCUAAGUAUGAGAUUGAUACCGGUGGUGAUGAGUUUUUUAUGCCAGAUGACUCGCACUAUUGGUUUAGUGAAAUGAAAGGUGACAUGUACUUUAGAAUGAUCCCCAAUGCAGAACAUUCGUGUGCUCUUCACGAAUUUGGCAUAUUAGUUGGAAUCAAAGGUUUUGUCUUGAGCGUACUUGAAGGAUUUUCUAGGCCCAAAAUGACAUGGACCUUGAACAAUACUUCUGAAGGUGGCAGCAUUGUUUUGCAUUCUCCGACUGCUCCUUUGUUUGUUCAAAUGUGGCAUGCUACAACUAUUGAUGGCAACAGACGUCGAGACUUUCGCCUGCUGAAUGAUCCAUCACAUAAUCCCAAGUACCCUGUGCCACACCCUGUACUGUGGUUUGAAUCAUCUGUUACUCGGCAGGGAAGUGAUUAUAUUGCCGAACGUCAAAAUCCGAAGUCUGGCUGGACUGCCUUCUUCAUUGAGGCCGUGUAUCCUGGCCCCCUUGGAAGUGAGCUAUUGUUUACAACAGAAGUUAACAUUAUACCAAACACUUUUCCAUAUCCUGAUUGCCAUGGCGAUGUGUGCUGUGGGGGAUUGGUGUAGUAGCAGUCAGAAAAUGUUUAGCAUAUUUUAGCCUUUUGUUGCAAUGGAGUUUUAUGGAACAGGCUUCAACCUUGAAAUUACAAAAAUAGGUGAGCACAUGCCUGCAGUGUUGCUAACUCGUGGUGGUUGUAACUUGACUUUGGUAUUUCUUUUGUCAAGAUAAUUAAACAUGAUGUGCUUGGUAUAGUGAGGACUGAGAUAUCAAUUAAUUUUUUGUUUGGUUUAUUAAUAUUAAUUAAUAUAGUUUAUAUUUGUAUGGGCACUGA